AUGACGGAAAAAUGCAGAGACACUAAGCGUACGGGCAUCUACCGCCUCAGUGGGAAAAUCACCGACUUGCGGCUGGAUAUCAAGCUGCGGCACCUGAGCGAGUGGCUGCCAGUCCCGAAGCUGGACUACGCCGGAGCUGGAAUCUACAGCACGCCCAGCGCCAGCACCGUAGUAACCGAACGGAAUUUCUAUGACGACUGCUUUAUUUUUGUGCCGAUGUGCGACGAUCCCAUUUUCAGCGAGGGCUUCGGCAAGCAGAUCUACUACAACUACUACAAUCUGGGCAGAGGCUCGACGCGCUGGAGCUCGAGCUCCCAACGUAGUUACAGCACAUUGGUCAAUCCCCGGGGAGCCCUCACGCUCCAGCCAGAGACGGAGACGGAGCUGGAGCAGGAUCGUCCGUCAGAGGCGGAGGCGGAGGCGGAGGCGGACACUGAGACGGAGAGCCAGGCCGCUCAGCCCCAGGAGCUGAACAUGUGGAACGAAAUCAGCGACGCCAGCCGGGCCUUCUACGCCCUCAACAAGGAGCUGUGCAACGGGUGCACGGCAAACCUGCAGAUUGCCUGGCAGCAAAAGUACUUCAGUCGUGCAGAGCUAGAGACCUACAGCCAGGAUGCGGACACCUACACUACGCAGCUGCAGCGCCGCUACCACCGCUGGGCCCAGGACAUCAUAGAGCUGCAGCAGAACCAUCUGCUGUUGGAGGAGGAGCAGCAGGAGCUGGCAAAAGAGGAAUUGGUGCACGUGCACCGCAGGAUACACAAAUCGAAGCGCUGUCGCAGUGGGUCGGACACGAUGACGUGGUUCCCCAACGGGGGCAGCUCCUCGGCGUCCAUGUCCCAGGUGUCGGUCAUAGAGGAUCCGAACUUCGCGGCCCGCACCUGCCUCAUCCACACGCUGAUCGAAGCGGACGGCGAGGAGCACCUGCCACAGGAGGCGCGCCAGUUCCACGCCGACGGCUUCCAGGUAAUGUACGUCUUUGCCGACCUGCAGGAGGACACUCUGCUGGUGACCAUCCGGUACUCGCCUGCGCUGGGGCUGGUCUAUGUCUAUCCGGACUUCACCUGCAGCGCUGACGACAUGGACUACGAGGUGGUGAUCGACAGAGUCGACGACUGCCGCCAGCUCUACUGCUACGGCUUCCAGAGCGUCACGCCGCUGGAGGCGGUGGGCAGCGAGGAGUGGAACAUGCGGAUGGAGGGCCUGCUCAGUGGAGGGAGCUCAGAGCACCAGCAGAGUGAGGAGACGAGCGUGGGGUCAGAUGAGGAGUUUCCUGUGCCUCCGAAUGCCAGCUCGCAGGACUUACUGGACUACUUCCAGGGACAGCGGUCCCUCACCACGGAGCUACGUAUCCUAAGCCACUUCGAGAUGCCGCCCAAGCGGAUGCGCCGCGUCUCGCUGCUGCUGGAGAUACAUGAGGCCCAGCACUUCGAGCACCCCAACAUCCAUGUGCGUUACUUCAUCCAGCCGCCUCCCCACACCAUGGUGGAGACGAUGGCGACCGGCAGCAAUCCCUUCCCUUUGCGCGGCGCCACAGCCACAUGCCUGGGCGCGGGCGACUCCCGUUGUGCCCACCUGGCGCACUGCUGGCAGCUGACGCUGCUCUGCGAGGAGCAGUUCGAUCCCGUCCACCUGCUCCACGUCUACUUCGAGGUAAUCAGCAUCGACGGAUGGCAGCGCGAACGCUGCGAGGGCUAUGCCCACUUCGCCUGCUCCCUGAUGGACCCGCUUCCACCGUCUUCCGGCGAAGGCCUGCGACUGCAGUGCACCCGUCCGCUGGGCAGCUGGCUGGACACCCUCAACCGAUACUUCAUUGGCGGACGCCAGAACUUCGACUUUGUGGCCUACUUCAGGGGCCGUUCCAAGCCCGAAUCCAGUCUCCACACGCGCCUCAGUCUGGACACCGCAAAGGCCAUGCGGAACACUGGCUCACUGGUUUUCCGCAUUCGCAAGCUACAGCAGGGCCAGCCGGAGAUGCUGGUACAGCUGAAGAUGGACAUGGGCCCGAACAGCAGCGAGGAAAGCGAGACGGACAGGAAUAGCACGCUGGACGAGGUGAUAGCUGCCUUUGUGCAGGCCAGGGAGCGCAUUCGGUCGCUCUUGGGCCACCAAGCCUCGUAUUGAUAGGACCUCUGCACUCUUCCGCUUCCUUCCAUGCGAAAACUAGACUGAGUUAGCCGCU
Molecule: messenger RNA, 2182 nt
Organism: Drosophila persimilis
Lineage: Eukaryota; Metazoa; Arthropoda; Insecta; Diptera; Drosophilidae
Gene: Mks1
Product: Meckel syndrome type 1 protein
Exons: 1
Coding region: 1-2124 (707 amino acids)
Biological process (GO): cilium assembly
Cellular component (GO): MKS complex
Source: RefSeq, a predicted model, not a curated record